Messenger RNA from Aplosporella prunicola CBS 121167, 573 nucleotides. RefSeq lists its product as uncharacterized. The coding region runs from base 1 to 573 and encodes 190 amino acids. The record is from RefSeq and is a predicted model, not a curated record. Lineage: Eukaryota; Fungi; Ascomycota; Dothideomycetes; Botryosphaeriales; Aplosporellaceae. The transcript has a single exon.
AUGUCUCCUCCCCAGCAACUUCAACUUCAACUUCACCCGCGCUAUGAUCCAUUUGACUCGUCCAAGCCCGCCGGCGGCACCGGCGUCCUCCCGCCCCUCCCCAACGGCGUCUCCGCGCACAAUACCUCGAAAAUCAUGCGCUCAGUCGUUCUCUACGCCGUUGUGCCGCUGGCGGUGAUAGCGCUGGUACUCUUGAGUCUGUUCUUCGUCGGCAGGUGGUACGCGAAGAAGAAUCCGGAGGCGGCGGACUGCUCGCCAGCUGCGCUGGUGCGGAAGAUGCUAAGGGUGGCGUGGUGGAAGGUGAUAAGAAAGGAAGGGAAGGGUCCGACCCCGGAUUUCGAGAAAGAUGUAGAGGCGCAAAAGGGUAUAGAUGAGAAGGCUGGGAAGAGUGAGACAGACAGUUUUGAGACGAAGAGCUUGGAGGCGGGUAGUUUGGACUCGAAAAGCAUUGAUUCCGUAAGCGUCGACUCCAAGACCACCCACCCAAAAAGCAGUAUCGACAUCACAAGCAUCGGCAUCGUUCGUAUUGACACCAGGAGUGUUGAAGCUGAGCGUCUUGAAGCGAAGACUUAA